AUGGCUGCGCCAAAGAUUGCACAGCGGGGAAUCCGCAUUGCCAUUGACCGUGGCGGCACAUUCACAGAUUGUGUAGGCAAUCCCGGAACAGGCAAGAUGGAAGAUGACGUUCUCAUCAAACUUCUUUCUGUUGACCCGUCAAACUACGAUGACGCGCCGCUCGAAGGUAUCCGUCGCCUCCUUUCCAAAUUCACAGGCACCGAAAUUCCUCGCGGACAGCCACUGGACACGUCCAAGAUUGAAAGCAUACGCAUGGGCACAACGGUGGCUACGAAUGCGCUGCUGGAGCGCAAGGGCGAGGAUAUCGCCAUGGUUGUGACAAAAGGUUUCAAGGACUGUCUCGAAAUCGGCAACCAAAGUCGGCCCAAUAUUUUCGCUCUGGAUAUCCGGAAGCCAGAGGUACUCUACAAAAAGGUAGUAGAGAUUGAUGAGCGUGUCACGCUGGAAGACUAUGCCGAGGACCCAGAAAGGAAUCAGACGCAAGCCGCCAGUAUUGAAGAGGCUGGCGAUGAAGCUGAAUUAGUCAAAGGAUUGUCGGGUGAGACAGUGCGCAUAUUACAAAGGCCGCAGGAACAAGCAAUUAGAAAGCAACUCAAAGAGGUGUAUGAUAGUGGGUUGAAGAGCAUAGCUGUGUGCUUGAUGCAUGGCUACACAUAUCCGAAGCAUGAAGCGCUAGUAGGCAAAAUUGCAAGGGAAAUUGGAUUCGAACAUGUCAGCUUAAGUCACGAGCUCAUGCCCAUGAUUAAGUUGGUUCCACGAGCAACCUCUGCAUGCGCAGAUGCCUAUCUAACACCCGCGAUACGAAAGUACAUCGAUGGCUUCUCCAAGGGCUUUGAAGGUGGCCUUGGUACCAAGAGCGUAAAGCGCGAAGAAGGCUCCAAGGGUGCACGAUGCGAGUUCAUGCAAUCUGAUGGCGGACUUGUCGAUGUCGAUAUGUUCUCGGGCCUUAAAGCCAUCCUGUCAGGACCUGCUGGUGGAGUCGUGGGCUAUGCACUAACGUCCUAUGAUCCACAGACCAAGAUACCCGUUAUUGGAUUCGAUAUGGGUGGUACCAGUACUGAUGUCAGCCGAUACGGCGCUGGACGAUACGAUCACGUCUUCGAGACUACAACUGCCGGAGUCACUAUCCAGUCACCGCAACUCGACAUCAACACAGUCGCAGCCGGUGGUGGAUCGCGUCUCUUCUGGAAGAACGGUCUUUUCGUUGUCGGCCCAGAAUCGGCAAGCGCACAUCCUGGCCCAGCAUGCUAUCGAAAAGGUGGCCCAUUGACUAUUACAGAUGCGAACCUGUUCCUUGGUCGGCUACUGCCUGACUUCUUUCCCAAGAUCUUCGGAAAGAAUGAGGAUGAAGGGCUGGACGCGCAAGCCAGCGAGAAGCUGUUCAAAGAAUUGGCAGAUCAAAUUAACAAGGAGAUCGCUGGAGGCAACAAGGAAAAGGAAAUGUCGUUGGAUGACAUUGCAAAUGGUUUCAUCAAGAUCGCAAACGAGACUAUGACGCGACCUAUUCGUAGUUUGACUGAAGCGCGAGGCCACGACACAUCAAAACACCGACUUGCAACCUUUGGCGGAGCCGGUGGACAGCACGCUGUUGCCAUCGCUGAGGCUCUCGGCAUUUCGCAGAUUCUUGUUCACAGAUACUCAUCAGUACUAUCCGCAUACGGCAUGGCCCUUGCUGAUGUCGUCGACGAAAGGCAAGAGCCAGAGUCGAAGGUCUGGUCAGAUGAAAAGGAUGUGAGGGAAUACUUGCAAGCCAAGAUGGCGGACUUGAAGAGUAAAUCAACAGCUACACUAAAGGAGCAGGGCUUUGAUGAAGAACACAUUCAGUUUGAGGAGUACCUGAACUUGCGAUACCGAGGGACUGAGUCAGCGCUCAUGAUCAUCAAGCCAACCAAAGAAGAGGCCCAGCAAGAGUAUGGUGGCGACGAGUGGGCCUUUGGGAAAGCCUUUAUUAAGCAACACGAGCAAGAGUUCGGUUUCACACUGCCAGACCGUGACAUCAUCGUGGAUGAUGUCAGAGCACGAGGCAUUGGAAAGUCCUUUGAAGGGUUGGAAAAGAGCGUGGAUCAGCAGCUGAAAGAGAUCAAACCCAAAGACCUUCAAGGCGACACAAAGCGAUACGAUACGCGCAAGGUGUUCUUCGAGGGUGGUCGGCAAGAUACGUCGGUGUACAAGCUUGAAGACCUUGAGGUUGGAGAUCGCCUAAAGGGCCCUGCCAUCAUUGCAGACGGCACACAAACUAUCGUCGUUACUCCUGGCGCUACUGCGCUCAUAAUUAACACGCAUGUUGUGAUAAACAUCGGUGAGACCGAAGAUCAAGAAAAACAGAUUGACACAAAGGAAGUCGAUCCAAUUCUGCUGAGUAUCUUCGCUCACAGGUUCAUGGCUAUUGCUGAGCAGAUGGGUCGCGCGCUGCAGAAGACUAGUGUGUCUACCAACGUCAAGGAGCGAUUGGACUACUCUUGCGCGCUUUUCGACGCAGAUGGCGGACUAGUCGCAAAUGCACCCCAUCUUCCUGUCCAUCUUGGAAGCAUGUCAACAUGUGUCCGCAAACAAGCAGCUAUCUGGAAAGGCAAGCUCAAAAAGGGGGACGUACUGGUUUCUAACCAUCCUAUGUUUGGCGGUACACAUCUACCAGAUAUCACCGUUAUAACACCAGCAUUCAGUGGUGACAACAUUGUCUUCUAUGUCGCCUCUCGUGCACAUCAUGCUGAUAUCGGUGGCAUCCUUCCUGGUUCGAUGCCUCCAGCUUCUAAGGAGCUCUACCAAGAAGGCGCUGCUAUCAAAUCAGAGAAGCUCGUAUCAGAAGGCCACUUCAACGAAGAGCGCAUCACAGAGCUACUGCUCGAUGAACCAGGUCAAUAUCCUGGAUGCUCUGGCACUCGAUGCCUGAGUGACAACAUCAACGAUCUGAAAGCUCAAGUCGCCGCUAACCAGAAGGGUAUCAAUCUCAUCAGUACGCUCAUGUCCGACUACGGCGAGGAAGUCGUCAAGUUCUACAUGACCAGCAUCCAAGCCAAUGCCGAGAAAUCUGUGCGAGCGUUACUCAAAGACGUGUACAAGCGCUUUGAGGGCCAAGACCUCAGUGCGGAGGAAUUCAUGGACGAUGGAAGUCCUAUCCGCCUCAAGGUCUCCAUUGACCCAGAAAAGGGCGAAGCUGUCUUUGACUUUUCAGGAACAGGCCCUGAAGUCUACGGCAACAUCAACGCCCCUGAAGCCGUCACGUACUCGGCUAUUAUCUACUGUCUGCGAUGUCUGAUCAGUGAGGAUAUCCCAUUGAACCAAGGUUGCUUGAAGCCAAUCCACGUUCUCAUUCCUAAGAAAUCUUUCCUCUCACCAUCGGAUAAUGCGGCUGUUGUGGGAGGCAACGUACUUACGAGUCAGCGCGUCACAGACGUCGUGUUGAAGGCUUUCCGUGCGUGUGCCGCCAGCCAAGGCGAUUGCAACAACCUUACCUUUGGUUUUGGCGGUACAACAUUCGGGGAAGGAGAGAAGAGCGGAGAGAGAAAAGAGACCAAGGGAUUUGGAUACUACGAGACCAUCGCUGGAGGGUCUGGUGCAGGGCCAACAUGGAACGGAACCAGCGGCGUGCAUACACAUAUGACCAACACUCGCAUUACCGACUCCGAAGUGUUUGAGCGCCGAUACCCUGUUCUGCUCCGAGAAUUCUCACUUAGACAAGGUAGUGCAGGACGCGGAAUGCACAUUGGUGGCGAAGGAGUCAUCCGUGACAUCGAGUUCCGCAUCCCAGUCCAAGUCAGCAUUUUGAGCGAAAGAAGAGUUUACCAUCCAUACGGUAUGGAAGGCGGAGGCGACGCCGCCUGCGGUCUCAAUAUCUGGGUCCGCAAAACUCUGGAGAAGAAGGAUGCUGCGAGGGACAGGAAAGAAGAUGUUGAGUAUAGGUACAUCAAUCUUGGUGCGAAGAAUACGGCUAGUAUGCGGCCUGGUGAGCGCAUCAUUAUUCAUACGCCUGGAGGUGGUGGGUGGGGCAAGGAAGGAGAGCAGAGUAGGCUGCAGGAUAAGAAAGAUCCGAAGCAGAGCUGGAAGGGAGGAAGUGUGGCGGGUCGACAGAGUACGGCUGAGGCGAGCGUGUAG
Bipolaris zeicola 26-R-13 is the source of this 4092-nucleotide messenger RNA. RefSeq lists its product as uncharacterized. NCBI's taxonomy places the organism in Eukaryota, Fungi, Ascomycota, Dothideomycetes, Pleosporales, Pleosporaceae. Gene Ontology annotation, molecular function: 5-oxoprolinase (ATP-hydrolyzing) activity. The record is from RefSeq and is a predicted model, not a curated record. Bases 1 to 4092 code for a protein of 1363 amino acids. Gene Ontology annotation, cellular component: cytosol. Gene Ontology annotation, biological process: glutathione metabolic process. The transcript has 4 exons.